GUGGAGAGGACGUGGUUAUUGAAAACCGAAGAAAAAAGCUAAGCGAUAAACAGGCUGAAACCGCAAACUGUGUUGGUUGACUGGUAAAACUGAGAAUGUGACGGGUAAUAUAUUAUAGCAUGGAUUUUUCGACGGACAGUUUGUAAGUUCUUAAGACAUAGCUAAACACGAUUAGCUACUUUUGGAGGUGAGAAGAAAGGCAUACAAUGCCGUGGGAGCGCCUUUUGUCAUCUUCGGCUCUCCUUGCUCUUCCUCAUUUACCGACUGCGUGAGGACGGACUCAAAACAAGAAACUACUGUAUCGAUAACUGAAGCUAGCUAUAACCUGAACACGUGCUAAUUUACAAUGGCGGAUAGCGUAGGAGAGGUUGCUAAUGGUGAAAUUGGGUUAGGUGUUGGUAGUCAGGGAAAUGGAGCUCCGCUGUUACCGAGUUUGGGUAAUUCUCUGCCGGGCCACUCGACGAGUGGAGCUAACCCUGCCUCGCCAUCCCCAGCAGCGGCUGCGGAGACUGGCCUAGCCGUCAUGGCCCCUGGAGCCGCAACUACCUCAACCAUGGGGACUGGGAGCGGGUUUGGAGGUGCAGGUGCUCUUAGCGCGGUAGUGGGCUCUGCCAUUCCAAUACCCACCUACUCGGCCACCAAUGCUCUGCCGGGCGGUAUCGGUUUGGGGGUGGCCGGAGCGGGCCUCUUGUCCCAGAUUCACGCAACGUCCUGGGACCCAACACUAAGUACCGACUGGGACAACGAGAAGACGUCCCAGCAAUGCAUUCUCCGAAUCAAAAGGGAUAUAAUGUCCAUCUACAAGGAGCCUCCCCCGGGUAUGUUUGUAGUUCCUGACCCUCACGACAUGACUAAGAUCCAUGCCCUCAUCACAGGACCCUUCGACACGCCCUACGAGGGAGGCUUCUUCCUCUUUCUGUUCCGCUGCCCCCCGGACUACCCCAUCCACCCCCCACGGGUCAAGCUCAUCACCACUGGCCAAAACACUGUGCGCUUCAACCCCAACUUUUACCGCAACGGCAAAGUAUGCCUCAGCAUCCUCGGGACUUGGACAGGGCCAGCAUGGAGCCCGGCCCAAAGCAUCUCCUCAGUUCUGAUCUCCAUCCAGUCUCUGAUGACUGAGAACCCUUACCACAAUGAGCCAGGCUUUGAACAGGAGAGACACCCAGGGGACAGCAAGAACUACAAUGAAUGCAUCCGCCAUGAGACCAUGCGCGUGGCUGUAUGUGACAUGCUGGAUGGGAAGGUGCCCUGUCCAGAAGCCCUGUGGAGUGUGAUGGAGAAAUCAUUCCUGGAGUACUAUGACUUCUACGAGGGGGUCUGCAAAGAGAGACUACACCAACAGGGACAGAACAUGCAGGACCCUUUUGGAGAGAAGAGGGGUCGCUUCGAUUACCAGGGCCUACUGGCACGCUUGAGUGCCACCCAGAGGCGCAUACGGGAGAAGUGCCCACCGGAGGACAACGAUGAGCACUCGGACUCGGACACCAGCUCCUCAGGCACAGACCCAGAUAGCCAGGGCAGCUCCCAGCCUUAGCCACCAGAUGGUGCCACACUACCUAUAUUUUUCUGUUUCUCCCUUUCUGUUUUUGCAGGAUGGUUUUGGCACAAGCGAGAUGUUGGAGGGGGGGAAAGGCUUGAUAUCAGGAAGCACUUAUGAUACAAAGGCAGGGGAUAGCUAAUGACUGUUUUGAUUGGUUCUUUUUCCUUCCCCAGCAAUCAUAAGUGCCUUUUGAUUUAUUUGUUUUUAUUUUUCCAACUGUUGUAAGUAAACAAUGCUUGUGUUGGGAGAGUUUGGCUUGUAGAAAUGGACACUAGUUGUUUUGAAAGCAAUUUGUCAUAUUCUGCCUUUAGUUGUCUUUUGUUUUCCCACACCUGAUUGGAUUAGGAAGUGGAGGGGAAAUCUGAGAUUGCCCAUUCUCAAUAUUCAGUCAGUACAACCACAUCGAUCGUAUAAAUCAGAUCACCAACUUCUGUUCUUUCAUACAUCGGUACAUACAUCUCAGACUAUCCACUUCUAAAGUCACAUUGUCUCUUGUGAUCUUUCCUUAAUCGGAACAGUACUUAAUACAAUUAUGAACAGUCAUAAUUACGUUAUGAAUUCAUAAUGAAUUGCAUUUGUUUAAAAAAAUAAUUUAAACUCCACUAAUGCCUAGUACAAAAUAUGUACAGUUGUGGCCAAAUAUGUAGGCACCUUUGCACUUUACAGUGGAACAGAUUGUACUAGUGGUUAAAGCUUUGAGGCCAGUAAUUGAAAGGUUGCUGGAUCGAAUCCCCGAGCUGACAAGGUAAAAAUCUGUCACCCCCCCCCCCCCCCCCCCCCACCUCUCUGAUUCAGAGGGGUUGGGUUAAAUGGGGGACACACAUCUCAGUUGUACAACUGACAAGGUAUCCCCUUUUCCCUUUAAUAUUUCUUAUUUUCAAAACUGGUUGGGUGGCUAUUUUUUACCCUGUAGGCACUUGCAAUUUAUAAGUGAGGAAAAAUUACACAUCACUUGCCUCCAACCAAAUGUAUUAGAAUUCCAAUAAUGUCACCAAGGCCAUAUUUUGACUUAAAUCAAAAUGUCAGUUUUGAUAAAAACAUGUCUUGGUCCUGUGCAGAUGUAAAUCAAACAAAUAUAGGUGUGAACUUAUUUGAUAAGAAAAUAGUGAAUCGUUCAAGGGUGCCAAUAUAUUUGUCUGUAUAUGUAUAUGUGCGCACAGCGAGAGAUUUUAUUAUGGUCUGUGGGCAGUGUGUUCAAAUAAUUUUCUGUUGACUGAAUGCUAAAGCCUGCAUGGGAAGUUUUUUUUUUCUUUUUUCUCCCCUAUGCAUGACAACACUGCUCUCUGAAUCAAUGUUUGAUGUGUAUGAUUAUCAUUGAGCUAUAGUGUUGUGGGUUAAACUUUCAAGAUAUGUUUUUUUUUCUCUGAUGCUAAAAUGCUGUUAGAGACUAAUAGGAAUGCCAAGAAAGCCAGAUUUGUCAUUUGACCUGUCCCAUUAAACCAAUGCAACGUUU
Oncorhynchus mykiss (rainbow trout) is the source of this 2996-nucleotide messenger RNA. RefSeq names its product ubiquitin-conjugating enzyme E2 Z. Gene Ontology annotation, cellular component: nucleus. Gene Ontology annotation, molecular function: cysteine-type endopeptidase inhibitor activity. NCBI's taxonomy places the organism in Eukaryota, Metazoa, Chordata, Actinopteri, Salmoniformes, Salmonidae. Gene Ontology annotation, biological process: negative regulation of apoptotic process. The record is from RefSeq and is a predicted model, not a curated record.